Lepisosteus oculatus (spotted gar) is the source of this 1308-nucleotide messenger RNA. It is a transcript of the gene tmem186, whose product is annotated as transmembrane protein 186. NCBI's taxonomy places the organism in Eukaryota, Metazoa, Chordata, Actinopteri, Semionotiformes, Lepisosteidae. Gene Ontology annotation, cellular component: mitochondrion. The record is from RefSeq and is a predicted model, not a curated record.
AACCGAAAAACAAUGUAUGUCCGUUUUGCGGUUAAUAGUAAGCAGUAUCAUAUACACGAUUUUGUUUGAUUCAAUAACGUUCUUAAAAAAAUAAGGAUCAGGGGGAAUUCGAUGAAUCCGGUACUCUGUCGAAGAAGGCUUUGUUUCCCCCCGGAGCGUUUAUGAUGUCAUCCCUCUUGGCUUGCAACUUCGGUCUGCUGUGAUGUACAGAUCAAUACUGUCUCUGCGAACCGUUCGUGCUUCGCCGUGUGUGUGGCCCGGCGCUUCUGCUUCAGCGCAUCGUGAGAGAUGUCUGGUCGGUGGCCGUUCCUUCACCCCUCACCAGCACGAACGCCGUCCCCUCGCUUCGAUGCAGGAACGCACAGUAUGGACCACACUUAGGGUGCACAGCCAGCUGCUAACUGGAGCCCACCAAGACCGCUCCAAUGAAAACCGCUCCAAUGAGAAAUUCUCCCUGAUCUACAGGCUUCCAGCCAUCAGGGUCCUCAGGGCAGUGUCCCGACUCAAGCUGCUCCAGACUGGGAUCACCGUGGUUACGCUGCCUCCUGUAUACUACCUGUUCUCGCAGGGACUGUGCUCCGGCACCCUCGUCAGCUACGCCACAGGCGUUGCUGUCUUUGCCACCGUGAUGCUGUUCUCUUUGAGCCACUACCUCCGGCACAUCAUCGGGAUGAUGUACAUUAACAACUCUAAAACCGUCCUGAAGGUAUCCCACCUGACCUUCUGGGGUCAAAGACGGGAUCAGUAUGUCCCGGUGGCGGAUAUCAUGACCCUCGGGGAUACGGGGGACCCCCACAAUGAGAUGUUGCUGCGGUUUAAGCGCUACAGCCACCCUGAGGUCCUGUACUUCACCAUUCGCCUGGGACAGGUUGUGGACAAACGGGCAUUCGUGGAAGUCUUUGGUCCUGUCCCCUGACACUCCAAAGAAAGCAUUGUUUUAAAAUGGUUUCCCGGUGAAAGGCGAAGGAUCGGCAGAAUGAAACACUUGACUUAAUCUGUCGGAGGAAAACUGCCACUAUCCAGUAUUGCAGUGACUAGAAUCGUGGAUGUUUUGGCUGGGAAUGCCUGUAGCGGUGCUGCUCUUUGGCAUUUCCUUACGGCCCAGCUUUGCAAAUCGUUCUCCGGCCGGGAGGCUGAUCUGUAGCCGCCGGGUGAAGAUGCCGAAAAAGAACAGGACCUGUCUGGGUCGGGGGCUGGACCUCUGACACUGUUUGCAUAUAGUGGUGGUAUGUAAUAUAGUGUUGAAAAAAGGCCUUCUUGUGUGCUUAAUUAGAUCAGUGUAUGAAUUAAAGAUUAAUUUAACCCAAA